AAUCGACGGCAGUCGCGUCCGGUCGACGUUUGUAUCGUUCUCUCUUCUUCUCUUCCGUCGUUCGUCUCGUCUUUGCGUCUUGCGUUAUUUUAAUUUGAUGAAUUGUGAUUUUGUGUGAAUUAGGAUUAGAAACAGCACGUGUGUGUGGAAAGUGCUUGGCAAUGAGAUGAUUUAAUCCCCGCAAUGAAUUUGUUGUUAAUUGUGUGAAAAAAAUAAAAGGGAAUGCAUUUGAGUGCAGUGGAAUUUGCAUUUAUUCAUAUAUAUAUAUAUAUAUAUAUAUAUAUAGGUGUUAUGGUGUGUGACAUAUUAACAAAUUGAGGCGUCCAUCUAAGUGAGUGUGCAACAUCGGUAUCCGUUUACAGUUGGUUUGUUUGCUCUUCGGUACUCUGUGUAUACACUUUGUACUAAGUUCCUUAGCUAAUCAAAAACGUGAUACAACCGCAGAAAAACAACAACAGCCGACCAACCACCCUUUACCAAGGAAUUGCGAGCGAAUGGUAUUUAAUGAUGCUCUUGCCUUCAGGGCGGUCCAAUGGCGAUGUGCAAACAAUAAAUAAUACAAAUAAAUCCAUAAACUUUUUGGCAAGAGCCUCAUCCCCGCAAUCCAGCAUAAAUUUGGGCAGUAAAUCGGAAAAUGCCGGCUGCCUGGUAUCGCCAGCACCAUCAACGUUCACACCAGCAUCACAAUCAUCUGAACAGAAGCCAAUGUCGACUAACCAUUCCGCCACAUAUUCACCGCAAACGACGCACUCAAGCGGAGUCAUGUUGCUGUCGAACUCGCCCGGAAGUCAAAGCGAAACCGGAACAACAACAUCAGGACGUUUUGUGGACGGCACUAAAAGCUCGUUCUUGUCCAAUGGCAACGUUAGCUCAAGUGUGGGAGCCUUGGCUACGGUGACUCCCGCAACAAUCGGAAAUUGGGAAGAGAUCGAUCGCCAUUUGGAGGCUGCACAAGCCAACCUAAAGAGCAAACAUUGGAGUGUUCAUCUGGGCAAAGAGGGCCGACUGUAUUACUGCAAUCAUUUAACGCAAACAUCUGGAUGGUUACCAUCUUGUGAGGAUUGGAGUAGAAGUGAAGAGCUACCCUAUGGUUGGGAGAGAGCCAUCGAUUCGAAAGGACGUUCAUAUUUUAUCAAUCAUUUAAACAAGACGUCAACAUACGAGGCCCCAGAGUGCGUAAAAUGGGAUGAAAAACCUCCUGAACCUAGAGUUGUGAUUCUACAACGCAGCCCGACGAUGGGCUUCGGAUUUGUGGCCGGAAGCGAGCGUCCAGUGAUAGUACGCUUUGUUACCGAAGAUGGUCCCAGCAUGAAUAAACUGCAGCCGGGAGAUCAUAUCCUUGCUGUCAAUGGCGAAGAUGUGAUAGACGCACCCAGAGAUCGAGUGAUACAGUUAGUGAGGGCUUGCGAUUCCCAAGUGACUUUGCUGGUGUGCCAACCCGUUCACAAUAGAACGCCGGGUCGAAAGUCAACUUUAUUGUCUGCUGGCAAGAGGGCCAAACUCAAGACUAGACCAAGUCGAGUACGCUUUGCGGAAAGCGUUUGCGUGAAUGGAGCCCCAUUGUUUCCGCCUUCGGCAUUUUCCCUGGGCGAUAUCUGUGUACCACCGAUGGCCAAUGUAUUGAAGGUGUUUCUGGAAAAUGGUCAAACCAAAUCGUUCAAAUAUGACGCCACCACCACUGUGCAAGACGUAGUCACAUCGCUACUGGACAAACUGUGUUUCACAUCGGGAGAUAUAUUUAGCCUUGUUCUGGAACAUGUCAAAAGUCUUAAGCGUAACAAACUAACACUACUGGAUCCCGAAGAAUCAUUAGCCAAAAUCGCCUCACGACCAGGAGCCCACAAACUGCGUUGUCUUUUUCGAGUGACUUUUGUACCCAUAUCCGCUGCUGAGCUGGCCCAAAGAGAUCUAAAUGCUUUAGACUAUUUGUACUUGCAGUGCUGCAAUGAUGUGUCUCAAGAACGGUUUGCGCCAGAGUUGCAGCCAGAUGUUGCUUUGCGACUUGCAGCACUUCAUAUGCACCAACAUGCUUUAGCCAAUGGCAUCCAUCCAUCUAAACUUUCCGUCAAAAUGGUGGAGCGAGAGUUCGGUCUAGAACGUUUUGUACCAGCCUCACUAUCAGAGGGCAUGAAACGAAAGGAGUUGAGGCGCUUAAUCUCACAUUUUCUAAAGAUGAAUGCCGAAAUGACGGGAUCGUCGGCGAAGGUCUUGACACAACUUCAGGCAAAGUUGCACUAUCUAGAUAUAAUCGCCAGUUUGCCUAGUUAUGGUGCGAAAUGCUUCAGCACAAACCAAAGGGAAGGUGUUGAACGAGUUCUGCUUGUGAGUCCACGCUUUGGUUUAAGUCAAAUAUCUAGUGCCAGAAAUUCAGUGCCCCAGGCAAUUUCAGCCAUCGACGACAUCAGCCACGUCUCCGUAAUUAGGGAAGAUGAUGUGACAUGCAGCGUUUGUGUCUACAUGCAAGGGGAUCGGUUCGUAAAGUUCUACAUGGAAGACCGAGAUGCCGUCGAGUUUUCUUUGUGUCUAGCUGGAUACUACAAGUUGAUGACGAAUAAAACCCUUUCCGUCUCAAAAGAGCGGGACCCUAUGGACGAGGAUAAUUCACCGCCAUACCUGGCUCAACACACGGUUUUACCAGCAACAUGGAGUUAUUUGGCACCAUUCCAUAAUAGGGCCCACAGCAUGAGCUUUAUUAUGGCCCCUCCGUAUCAUCCAAGCAAAACAAAGUCUGAGAAUGCCUUUAGCGAUACCUGUGAGCAGGUACCCGCUGAGUUUUUGGCAGAUAAGGCCAUAAGUAUCUCCAACCGAAGCCAGUCUCCAAAGAUGCCGCCAUUGCUGUCGACAACGGCGAUGGAUUUGGACAUUCAUAGUGUCAUGGCAACUGAACUUCUAGAGGAAGCCAAGGAUUCGGGAAUGAGUGAUAGCAGCGGAGGCGGCAGCAAUUAUGGGGACCGCUCGCAAUGCUUCAGCAGUGCAGCUAAAAUGGAAUCUAAAAAUGAAGAAGUCUUGAGACGUGUGCAUGAGAUGCAAAAAAUGGUUGAAAAUUCCGAACAGUAUUUGAACGAGCAGGAUGAAUUAGUGCAUGAAUUCAGGCCAGCGACCGGAAACGCCAACUACAACACAUGGCAAAGCCCAACUGCUGGCCUCAAUAGUGCCCAUGUAAAUGUUAGCGGUGUCAUCGAAUUCGAUAGCGACUGCGACAGUUUGAGCAGUAAAAUGUCCUCCAAUGAAGAGACCCCUCAACAAGGAUCAUUAAAACAUAGCGAUUCUCUAGUUCUCUUAGCUGAGACCAUAAAUCACGAUUUAACUGGUAUUACGCAGGGACUAAUCUCCAUUGGAGAGAAUCAGCCGGAAGUCAGACGCAAGAAGCCAACACUGAUAGAUACCUCAAGCCCACUGCCCCAACGCAAAGUAAACGGGUUCAGCCAAUUGUUAAGCAAUUUGCAAGCGCUGGGUGACUUUUCACAAAGUGAAAGUGAUUCGGAAUCGAUAGCGUCCCCCACCAAUUCCCCCACAACUCGGAGACCUUCUCUGCUUAAUACCAAUGAGAAAUCUAGUCGCAAGCAAAAUUUGGUGUACCGCUCUAGUUUCGGUCUCCACAGUCCGGAUAGCAAUAACUUUGGCAUGGAAACCAAAGACUACAAUCUAAAGGAGUAUCUCAAGCAGCUUAAGGAAAUAAGCAACGUAGAUAAUCUAAACCAGGACACCGAUACGGCGGCCAAAAAAUUAUCGGAGAUAUAUGGAUUUGAAAUAAGGGAAGAUACUUUUAUUGAAACCGACACCGACUUAAUCGACCUUAGGGCCAUUCCUCCACCUCAGACCCCGGACGAGUUAGAUGCACUGUCCAUACUUAAUGCAGCGCCCAAAGGCUUUGGCGAUUUAAAUAGAAAACCUUUGGGCGAUAUGGGGGAUCAUGACUUGGACAAAUUCCUAGAAAAAGUCGUAGUUGCACCCCCAACACAAAAGGCGACACCAGCUAAAGAACUGACACCCGAAGAGAUAAUGUCAUUCAUUAUACCACCCCCUCCAAAUUUAGAUGAAAUCGAGAGAAACUCCAAUAAUAAUCGUCAGAUUAGUGUCAUAGGCGAAAGCUUGUAUAGCAAUGCCUCUCCGGCCAAGCGAGAUGACAAACCACCAGUUGCGCCCAAGCCCGCCGAAGAGAGUAGGGGACAUGUCAUUGAGUAUGCCACGGUGGAAAGAAAAAGUAAAUUUUCAUGUUGUCCAAAAUCAAAGAAGGACGACACUAGUAUGGAUGUAAGCGAAGUGAGUCUGAGUAUUGCGAACUUGAAAUUACCACCGAGAUCUCAAUCUAUUGAACAAAAUGCGCCUGCAAGACCACCAAAAAGCGUUGAACUUUUACAGCGCUAUUCACCAAAGAAACAGAUGCUAUCGACGUCUUGUUCUUCUCCAGUGCCUGAAAGAAACGGGUCACAACCCAACAAAUUGAAAGAAUCCCCACCAACGCUGCCACCUCGCACAACUGUGCACCAACCCCUGCAUAUAGAACGUGAGCAUUCGAACAUAUCGCCUAUGGUGAGUCCCUUGGCCCCAAAGAAACCUCCAUUACCUCCAAUUGCCACGAGACCAUCAUUAAGAAAGAGUCCUUUACCUAUGAACUACCCCGGAGCCAUAGAAGUGAAAACUCUAUCCCCUUCACCUGCCCCGCUAAACCAAACCAGGACGUUUCCCUCAACCAACAAUUCAGCCGUACCCAGUCCACAGUUAACGGCUGCUCCAAGCCCAUCAGCCGCAUCUGCACAGCAAGAAUUCAAUCAGUAUUCUUCGGUUAUUCAUGAACAACGACUUGCUCAACCGCCACCAUAUCUAUACGCACAAAGUCAUGCACACGCAAAUGCUCAAGGCAUUCCGACCACAGGCUCCAAACUGAUCAUAAAGAAUGGUCACAUAAUAGACGCGGAAGCAUUGCUGGCCAAAACAGAUGUAGCUAUGGCGGGCUUACUGGUAAAACUUGAUCAAGUUGCAGUCCAAUGUACAGCUGCACAAGCUGCCGGCGGCGGUUCUAGCAUAGACGAGGACAAGUUCCAGAAAACGAAAAACGAACUCACAGAACAAACUCUAGUUUUAGUAACGGCCUCUAAAUUUCUUGUACUGUCUAUGUCCGACAUGUCGCUAUCGACGUCGCUGCCAGAACAUUUAACCUCUUGUCUCACAGCUAUCCGCAGGAUAACUGAAUUGACUCAAGACAUGACUCGUCACACCUCGGCACCCUUGCAGACACGCAACAUUGUUUUGAAAGUCCACGAUGUGGCUUCCAGCUUUCGCGAAUUGGUGGGUGUGCAAAUGGGCAAUGCUGGCCAAUUAGCAUUGCAGGCCGAAUGCCUGGCCAAUGUUCUAGCGACUCUGCUCAGAAGUCUUAGGGUUUUUUCCCCCUAAACCGAAUUUCACCCCUUCCCCUCUCACACAAUUCCACGCAUAUCAAAUUGACCAAGCCACACGCAUGCAUAUUAUCUACCACAUAUCUUACGUUCUUACCAUCUUCUUCUUCUUCUGUCUUCUGUUACAGGUUAAAAAGUAAUACGUACAUUUCCCAGUAAACAUUUUCACACGUACAAUACACAUACGUACAUAUAUAUACAAGUAUCUAACAAUGAUGAAAAUCUCAUAUUACCCAUACUCAUAACGUUAAACAAAAAAAAAAUUGCUCAUAGAACAAAAAUUAGCCAAAACCUAAAUACCCCCAUGCUAUCUCCCUUGCACCGACAGCGUGUGAGAGAGAUAGAACCAGAAAGUAGUGUUAAACUUUUAUCACACUCGACACACACCAUUGCAUGCGUUUUCAAAAGAAACGCUACAUACAAAUGACAGAAAUCGUAACUAAACAUGUUCUUAGGUACAUUCAGACUAAUCAAGUAUUUGAUCCAUGUUGUUUUGUCAUUUUUGCCCCAAAAUAUGUCAAAUUCGUACAUUUUCGAUUUUUUAUUCACAUUAGACACAUUUUGUUUGCCAAAUAGCGUUAACCAUUGGAUCAAAAAGGCCUUUUUAUUUGCCCUAUAUUCGAUUGCAUGUAAACUUUGUUGUUUGAUUUAACAAAAAAAUUGUAAGGAAACACAAAUUUUACAUCCAAUCGAAUGUAGGGCAAAUAAAAUGCUUUUUUGAUCUAAUGGUUAACGCUAUUUGAUUUGUUUUUGGACAAACAAAAUGUGUCAAAUGAAUCUGUCUAAUGUGAACACAAAAUCAUGUACGAAUUGGACAUAUUUUGGGGCAAAAUCACAAAACAAGAUGGAUCAAAUAUUUGAUUAAACUGAACGUACCUUUACACCAAGAGGAUACAAAGUUUGCUGGGACACAACAUUAGCGAUACUGAUUUCCUUUGACGGCAGAAAACGUACAUUGACACGCCGCAUUAACCAUGUGUCCAAACCGAGGCCUGCUGGGCUCUUCCAAUGAUGUCGGAUCUUGCAGGUACUAUUAUUUAUCAAAUGUGUGUAGCUCAUCUCGUUUAUUUUCCAUCGCCUUUGGAUUCGAAUUCAGAAUAAGUCGGUAAUUCGGCGACUGCAAACUGCCUACAACAACAAGGGAAUUUUAGUGGCAUAACAAUUUAAAAUGAUCCAUAGAACGCAUAUAGAACCUGCUGCACUGCUGUCAACUCCAAUUGUGUGUUCUUGAUGCUCGAGACCAUGCACUAUACGGUGUUGGUUAAAAAAAUUAGAAAUAAUUCGCCAGUUUGGUGAUAGAGUCAAUGCUGCACUUUCGGAUGCACAAGCAAAAACAAUUAUCCGGUCCGAUCCAAUCCAUUUCUGUCAAAAUCAUAUCAGAGCCCAUAAAUUGCAUCUAUUAUCUAAAAAAAAGUAAUCACGAAAAAAUGUCGCGAGAAACUAACAAAGUACCAGCCAUAAAAGGCACGUUUCGGCUAGCAGGGAAGCUCACGUCCCAUUGCUCAAAGUCUGAUCAUUAAUGCUUGGUCUUCUCUAUGAACUCCGGCCUUUUAUUUAGUUUUUUCAUAGUUUAUGCUUACAGACACUGGUAAAUAGGUAAAUAUAUGGGCAAUCCCAUUGUGAAGUUGGUUACAUUUGUACUGAAAUAUACGAAUAUAUCUUCUGAACAAAUGUAUUUGGAAGCUUUUUAUGUUUUUUGUGCAAUUUUAUUCCAUUUACCGAACCAUCAAUUAAUGUCAUAGGCUUUGCCAGUAUAGGAUGUGUAACGGCCAUCAAAACUAGCGUAACGGGCGUUACCGUUGCAAUAAGCUGAAUUUGCAGGCCUUUCACCAAUCUCUUGGUUGCCUCAUAAUUCCUCAUAUGAACAUCGUUUAAUAAUUUCUGGCAUGAAACUUCAUAAAAUUUUCUUUUAUCUGAUUUAUCUUUUUCUACCACCAAGUUCAUAACCUUGCAAACCGCAUAAACCGCCUUAUUCACAAAACUCAAUGAAGCCUUAAAUUAGAUUUUUUUUUAACAGUUCCCUAAGGGAAAUCUGUCGAAUAAACCUAUUUCAAAUCUACAUUAAUUUUUGUGAAUACCGGUGUAAAGCGUUUGCAACGGGCGUUACACUUAAAUAUAACGGGCGUUACGGAAUACUUAAUACUUUCGAUUUAAAGUUAUUUGUUCGUAAACACAAGGCGGUUAGAUAUAAGCACACACAUUUGAAAUAUAUAUUAUCGAACUAUAUCUUGAUGUAGCCCUAGGGUGGCCAAUGUCUAUAUGUACCAUCUAUAAAACGCAAAUUGGGUACAAUAAUUUCUAAAAGAUCCCUCGCUACCCGGAUAGAAUAUUGGUUAGAUCGGACCUUAUUUGGAUACAACUGCCAUACGAUCCGUUCUUCCAGGUAUGGGUCUUGAACUCAUAAAAGGUUUAUUUUUUAUUUGGUUUCGCUAAAAUCGUGGGACUGAAUUGUAUCAGACCUAUCUACCAUUUUUGAGAAACAAUGAUGUUAAGCCGGCCUAGCGCAGAGGUUAGCAUGUCCUCCUAUGACGCUGAACGCGCCUGGGUUCGAAUCCUGACGAGACCAUAAGAAAAUAUUUUCAGCGGUGGUUUUCCCUCCUAGUUCUGGCAACAUUUGUGAGCUAAUAUGCCAUGUAAAACUUCUCUCCAAAGAGGUGUCGCACUGCGGCACGCCGUUCGGAUUCGGCUAUAAAAAGGAGACUCCUUAUCAUUGAGCUAAACAACUUGAAUCGGACUGCAUUCAUUGGUAUGUGAGAAGUUUGCCCCUGUUCCUUAGAGGAAUGUUCAUGGGCAAAAUUUGCAAUGAUGUCAAUCCGACCUAUUAUAAGGUGGAUAUUCAACCGGUAUUACUUAUAUGAAGAAGCGAGCAUUUUUGACUUUCAGAAUGAGUUAAUUUAACUUUUUUUACUGAAAUCAGUGCUUGCACUUUUAAGCCUACCAUUAGGUAUAAAUUUAUCUAGAAAUUUCUAAUGGCCCAUAUAUAAAAACACAGUUGCUGUGUUCUAUUUAAAACUAUAUAGUGCAAUACACAAUUAAUCCUUUUUAUCUGUUAUUAAAUGCUAUCGAUAACUUACCAGUACAACUUUGUUCUAAAAUGUUAUCAGGAACAUCUGACUUGUAGUGGAUAGGACUAAAAUAAAACACAGCAGGUCUUGAGUCCCAAUAAGAGAAAUUAGUUGAUCAUAGCUUUGCCGUCGAUGACGAAUCAAGGUUUGGGACGUUCAGGUUAGUACCACGUCUACUUCACCAUCAAAAUGUCAAUAUUGAAGCUAUCGAAAAUUACAAAUUUUCCUCAGUGUACAACACACUGCAAUACAACAACAAUACAUUUUCCCAAGAACAUCUCAUUCAGAAUGGAUCAGCAGGGACACUUGUCAUUGAGUGCUGCCGAUUUAAUUUUCUGCCCAGUGAUAAGGGACAUCCGAACAUUACGCCGUCAGGCGACCACUCGGCCUUUUUCUAUCCAGCAAACUUUGUAUGCGACACGUGGCAUGAGGAUAGUCUGAACUACAAUUGUUAUCAUUUUUUAUUGUACUAUUCCAUACGAUAUCAUGUUAGGUUCAUAAACAGUUCAUUAGACAAUAGCAUAUAUAGAAUCUCCUUCAUAUUGGAUUUGUGUUUCCAUAGAAAGUAAAAUGUUUGGGGUUAGUGACCAGUUUCCAGUCUUGCAUGACAUGUAGAAUGUAGUUAAGUCGUUUUAAUUUUUAUAUACAUACAUACAUAUGACAAGCAUACUCGUACACUUUUGAAUGUAUUACACAAUUAUUACAUGUGUGCCCGAGAGAGAAAAACUAGAAAAAAUAAAUAAAAGCAAAAACAAAAAACUAAGAUAUUCCCGUAAGAGAUGAAUGGUGCCGCGGAUUUAAACCAAUAAUUGACCAAACAAUAAUCAAAAUUUUUACUUGUGAUAAUGAGUCAAGUUUCAUAAUUUCAUUAUGUAAAUGUAGCCUUCGUUAAUUUCUUCAUCUAUAGUAAUGUACAUACACACAACGUCUAUUUCUCUUCCCUUGCCACAUCCCUGGCCCUACACGUAUAUCUUCUAUGUAUAUCUACAGAGAAAAAGUGUUCGAAUAUCGAAUCGAAAAUGAGAAAAAGCCCACAGGAAUACGAAAGUCAAAUAACUUAUGAAAUACCUACUUUUAUAUCUUUAUUGUUAACACGUACAGUACGGGUAUUUACAUACAUCGUUUGUACUGCUUAUUUGUUAUAUUGUUUUAGUUUGUAACCGUUGUUUUAUUUGGGCAGCUCCCGAUGACGGUCUGACCUCGUCGCUCAUCGCUCGUCCAUGCACAGUCGAUAAUGUUCGAAUAAUUUAGGAUUUUUAAUUAUUUAUCAUAAAUAUCCCCAUAGAAAAGCCAUAUCAAAACAAAAAAAAUAUCUACCUUCUCAAUACAAAAUGCAAAUAGCGAUUCUGAAAAAUACAAUACCAAAAAACCAACCAACCAAUCUAACUAAUAUUGUAUACUUUCAAAUAAUAAAUGUUUAAAUCAAAUAUUUAAAAUAUUGUAUUUAACAAACUAUUGUCAUUAACAUAACAUACCUAAAUACAUAUUUAACUUUAACCACUAUUAACGGUUUUGCGCUUUAUCCAAACAAAACAAAAAUACCGAUGAAAUAAACUCAAACCCCAUUAUGGGUAUUAAUUAAAAAUAAAAACAACAAUAAUAAUAAACAAA
Stomoxys calcitrans (stable fly) is the source of this 10072-nucleotide messenger RNA. RefSeq lists its product as uncharacterized. The record is from RefSeq and is a predicted model, not a curated record. Gene Ontology annotation, molecular function: protein binding. The coding region runs from base 505 to 5394 and encodes 1629 amino acids. Gene Ontology annotation, cellular component: cytoskeleton. NCBI's taxonomy places the organism in Eukaryota, Metazoa, Arthropoda, Insecta, Diptera, Muscidae. The transcript has 12 exons.